AGCGCGGAAGGAGAUUGAAAACAGCAGCAGCGCCACAGACGAGCGUCUCCCGAAAGCGAGGCUCGGCCUCCCGCGUCCCGACCCGACCCGCAGGGGCGCACGGUCGCCGCCAUGCCGCGCUCCUUCCUGGUCAAGAGCAAGAAGGCGCACAGCUACCACCAGCCGCGCUCCCCGGGGCCCGACUACCCGCUGCGCCUGGAGGCCGUGCCCGCGCCGGGCAGAGCAGACGGCGGCGCGGGCGAGGCGAGGACGGGGCCCCGGGGCCGGCUGGGCCCGGACGCCCAGCUCAGCGACGCUCCCGACGGCGCCUGCGCGUCCCCUCCCAGCUGCGGGGGCAGCGUGGGCGACCCGGGCUCCGAGCUCGAGGACCUCUGGAGGCGUCCUUCCCCCUCGCUGUCCCCAGGUAAGGGGCUGGGGCGCCGCUGCCGCGGGGGAUGCGCCCAGGGAGCCGGGCCUGGGGGCGGCCCGGGGCGUCCAGCCUGUCCUGGACAGCCUGCCUCGGUGUCCCCUCCUCCCGGGGCGCUCAGCCGCGGCCUGGCCCGUCUUUCGUUUGCCGGGAACUUUGGCGGACAGCGCUGCCCAGGAUGUUCCACGCGAGUGGACGGAGCAGAGCCCCGUAAAGGUCGCUCCGCUGUCGUUGCGACUUUUAAUCCAGGGUCUCGGGGAUGCGCGCGCUCCCCGCCAUCCCCACUAAACUUCCCGGCUCCGGGCGAUCCUGGGGCGCGGCCAGUGGGCUCGGCCCGGGCCGCCUUCUCCCCUUCUCCUUCCCCACGCCGUCGCGGAGAGGCGAGGGCCCGGUGGGCGACGAGCAGCCCGGGGCCGCCGGCCCGAGGGUCCUCGCCCGACGGCGCGGGAGCACCGCUGGGCUGCCGGGUCCCGCGGGCCCCCGGGGGGUGUGGCGAGCGUGCCCGGGGUCCCCACGCGGUGCCAGGGCGCACGGAUCCCGGCCCACGCCCUGUGCCUCCUCCACAGGGUCGGAGCGGUCGCCGUGCGGGUCCCCGGCCCGGCCGUGCGCGCCGCCCCCGGAGCCGUGCGCGUGGCGCGGCCUGCGGCAGCUGGUGCGCGGCUGCGGGCCCUGCGCGCUCGGCGCCCCCGGCCUGUGCUGCGAGCGCGCGCCCGAGCCCGCGGCCCCGCGCUUCGGCCCCGCGCCCCCCCGCCGGCGCCGCGGGCCUGGCGCUGUACGGCGACCUGGGGCCCGGCGCGCUCUUCCCCGGCCGCGCGCACCCGCUGCACGCCGAGCGCGGCGCCGUCAAGGUGGAGUCCGAGCUGCUGUGCACGCGCCUGCUGCUGGGCGGCUCCUACAAGUGCAUCAAGUGCAGCAAGGUGUUCUCCACGCCGCACGGGCUGGAGGUGCACGUGCGGCGCUCGCACAGCGGCACCAGGCCCUUCGCCUGCGAGCUGUGCGGCAAGACGUUCGGGCACGCCGUGAGCCUGGAGCAGCACAAGGCGGUGCACUCGCAGGAGCGCAGCUUCGACUGUAAGAUCUGUGGCAAGAGCUUCAAGAGGUCGUCCACGCUGUCCACGCACCUGCUCAUCCACUCGGACACGCGGCCCUACCCCUGCCAGUACUGCGGGAAGAGGUUCCACCAGAAGUCAGACAUGAAGAAGCACACCUUCAUCCACACGGGCGAGAAGCCCCACAAGUGCCAGGUGUGCGGCAAAGCCUUCAGCCAGAGCUCCAACCUCAUCACGCACAGCAGGAAGCACACGGGCUUCAAGCCCUUCGGCUGCGACCUGUGCGGCAAGGGCUUCCAGCGCAAGGUGGACCUGCGCCGGCACCGCGAGAGCCAGCACGGCCUCAAGUGAGCCAGGGGGAGCCGCCCCACCCCGGGGCGCCGCCCCGCCCGCCCCUUCCCAAAGCUCGGCCCAAGCCGCGCGAAAGCCGGGCCGCUCUCCUCCGCGCUGGCUGCGGAAGGAGCGCGGUCCUCCGGGCCCCCCCGCGGGCACCGAGCCCGCCGCAGGAGCAGCGAGGCGGCCGGAGAGGAGCCAGGUCCUCCCGGAGCCGGCCGCGGAGGGGCCGGGGCCAGCUCCCCCGACACGGAUGUCCUUCCUCCCCUCCGCAAGUGCUUACUGACCACGGGUUGUGAGCGCGAGGACCACAGGCUGGCACGGGGGGGGGGGGGGGCCCGCAGGGUAAAGCCACAGCCCUGCCCCCCACAGAGAAGCUGGACCCCGAAGCAGCUAGAGCCCGAGUUCUCCUCCUCCAAGGGGGCUCUGAAAAGGUCGCACAGACCAUCAGACCUUCGGAACUUUCGGAGUUCUUCAAGUGCAAACAAAAAGGAACUGCAGGGUUAUUUGAAAAAAACAAAAAUCCACGAUCAAAUCCAGUUUUUAUUGUUAAGCGGACAUUCUGUAAAAUGCCUGGGCUGGUAGAUGCGGGGCGAAGGCUGUGGCCUCAACUCUUGUGUACCACCUAGGAAAAAAAGUGGUAUUUUUACUGUGAGGGUUGUAAAUAUUUCUAAAUCUUCUGGAGUGCAUUAUGUA
Molecule: messenger RNA, 2484 nt
Organism: Meriones unguiculatus (Mongolian gerbil)
Lineage: Eukaryota; Metazoa; Chordata; Mammalia; Rodentia; Muridae
Gene: Gfi1
Product: growth factor independent 1 transcriptional repressor
Exons: 7
Coding region: 112-1806 (564 amino acids)
Biological process (GO): regulation of transcription by RNA polymerase II
Molecular function (GO): DNA-binding transcription factor activity; RNA polymerase II cis-regulatory region sequence-specific DNA binding
Source: RefSeq, a predicted model, not a curated record